Molecule: messenger RNA, 1491 nt
Organism: Anopheles merus
Lineage: Eukaryota; Metazoa; Arthropoda; Insecta; Diptera; Culicidae
Exons: 5
Coding region: 255-1202 (315 amino acids)
Source: RefSeq, a predicted model, not a curated record
ACGUUCGGCACCGCGCAUAGCGUCCGGCUGCCCCUGUGUAGCAGAUCACGUUCGUCGCUUGAUCCUGCGUUGAAGUCGUUUGUUCGUUCAGCUCGGUACGGCUUUCCAUCGAAGCAAACUGUGCAAGAAAGUGUGGUGAACGCUGGGGAAGCUUAGUGAGGCGGAGCUUUUUGUUGGUGAUUGAUGAGUUUCAACGAUAAGGAUCAUUAGAACCACACCCGAUACACAGCCGAAAGGCUACUCUGCAUGGCAGGAUGAAGGUUUCACUGUACAUAAUAUUAAUCUCGAUCUUGCUCAGCAAGUAUUACGCGUUAUCGCACAUAAUCAGGAAACGGCAACUCUUUCGCGAGCAAGUGCUGCCGCAUGCCGGAGGCAAAAUACCGGACUCGGCCUUUUUAACCGACCGUUUGGCGCUGAACCGGCUGCAGAAGGAUGGCAUUGCCGUGCCGGACGGUGUGCUGCUCGAGCAGCGCCAGUACCAGGUGUACCCGCACCAGCACCGUACCGUACGGCCAACGUUCCGCGUCGUGCAGACGCCGGACAAUCGGUACAUCUCGCCGGAGGGCGAGUACGACCACAAUGCGCUGGCGACGGUCGAUACGACGUACUUGAUACCGCACGCCGGUGACAAAUUGCUGCUGCAUGAUCAUCCCCAUCAUCGGCCGCCCCAUUACGCCAUCCCGAAGGCACCGAUCCUGAAGGAACUUCGGCUGCCGAACUAUGCCGUGUUUAAUUUCGACUACAAAAAGAAGAAACCGCACGCGGGAGGAGCAGUGGUCCAGCUGGGGAAGGUCCCGCUGGGCUCGUACGAACACUACAGUCGCCCACCGAAGCCAUUGGACGGUGGAUGGGCCCAGAGAUUACCUCAAGAUUUUGUGAGCUACCAUGCAGCUGUCGGUAAUGGUCACAAUUAUCCAUCAACCCAUCACGUACCUUCGUCGUCGUCGUCGUCGUCGUUGCCGUACGGAAGCGGCAUUGGCGGCAGCUGGAACAGUGGCUGGGCCCCGUCCACGGGCAGUUCAUCGGGCGAGUCUCUUUCGCCGCAACCGCUUGGCAGUUUCGAGGACUAUUAUAGUCAGUUGAGCGAUAAGCACCGCUUCUACCGAAACGUGGGCGAGCGAACGCCGGCAGCGGUACCAAAGCCCGCCAGCGUACUGUGCCGAGAUCGCCAGCGUGGCCAUCCGCAAUGCCAUCAAGCUUAAAAUUGACUUCCUGUGACGGGCCGGAAGUGUAUCGCGGGCGAAAGUUGAUACCAUUCAGUCACCCAUUUCACCGUACAUUAGGCAUAAGGAUGUCGGGCGCGCGAUAGGCCAUCUAAAGGACCUUUCGCGGGCGCGCGAACCUGUACCUGCUAUGGCUGAUGGUGAGAUUAAUAGGGUGAUUGACGGGAUCAAACGCCAAAACGUGGACGCGUCGACUCUGGCGGUGUUGGAACUGCUCGCAGGGAACAAUGCUGGGCAAUAAGAGAUCACACACACACACACACAGAGA